This is a messenger RNA of Biomphalaria glabrata, 1408 nucleotides long. RefSeq lists its product as uncharacterized. The coding region runs from base 190 to 1329 and encodes 379 amino acids. The record is from RefSeq and is a predicted model, not a curated record. NCBI's taxonomy places the organism in Eukaryota, Metazoa, Mollusca, Gastropoda, Planorbidae. The transcript has 4 exons. Gene Ontology annotation, molecular function: acyltransferase activity, transferring groups other than amino-acyl groups.
GGGGUCUAUAUGGAGAGAUUAACUUGAGAACUAGUGUACGUAGUGUUCUAUUUUCAUGGUCACAGAUACCGUACUUAGGGACAACAUUGACACCAAGAUAUUUAUACAAGCCUUUGAUUUGUUCAGCAGGCAGGAGUUAUCAACAACUUUGUUAGGAGAAUAGUUUCUAAAGGAAAAUUUGACAGCAGAAUGUCAUUGGCUGGUGAUGACCUCGUGAUCAGGAAAGCACGCGCCCAAGACUAUGAUGCAAUCGUCAGAAACGGAGACGUCUACGGGGGCAAAGAUUACCUGCCUGCAUUGUACCCGCGCGCCGUCACUGACCCGGAUUUUUACCCGAUCGUGGCGGAGGUCAAAGGUGAAAUCGUUGGCUUCAUGAUGGAGCGCUUGAUAGAUGGGGGCCUGUCAAUAAUUACUAUGGCGGGUCGCACAGUUCCGGCCUACAGAAACAAAGGCGUAAUGCACAAGAUGGGACUGGAGCUGUUGAAAGACAGACCAGGACGUUGUCCAGCCAUCCAAUACUUGUACUCUGCAGUCAGAGACAAAGUGGCGGGAAGAGCAGCAGACGAUCUACGUCUCGACGGUUACGUGGAAAUACUGAGGAAGCCCAUCACAAGCUGGGUUUACCAUCUCAAAGAUUUGUGCAGCAUCAACUCUACUGCCACUGAAGGACUUCCUCCUGUGAUCACCUUGGAAUACGAAGACUUAAAAGCCUUGUUUGCCAUGCAAGACAUUGUAGAGCGUCUCUUCCCUAUAAAGCGGCUAUUCAAUAACUACAUCGGUUACAGAUGCCUGGAGUGCAACAUCAGACAUCUUCUUGACCUCAAUAAGGAAGUUUGCAUAACUACAAAGUUAAGUUCCUGGGCUCCGGAAACCAAAGGGUCAACUUUACUAACGCCAGAAUUCACAAACCCAGAACCCGAUAAAUCAGAAAAAAAUGUCUCGAUUGCUGAAACCAACAUCGCCGCCAAUAAAUCUUCUGGCGAAACUUCAGGCACAAAAAUGUCUGCCCUGAGAGGUAUCGACGUGGUGACAUUCUCGGAGUGGUUCAUGGCGGAAGCAGGUCUGGUGUACGUUGUCGACGUUUACGCCAUAGAUGGUCACAGCGAGGCGUCUCUUCAGGCACACAUCGCAAGACACCUGCGCCAUUUGCUGCAGCUGAAUCUGUGUGACCAGGGCGUCUUCGUGGUCUCUUUAACCAACAAUGUGUCAGAGGAGAAGGUCCGAACACUGCUCAAACACCACGGCAUUGUAGAGCCUUUACCGGAAACAGAGAAAUGGAAGGCUUUACAUGAAAAAAAGUUGGAAACUUGGAGUGACUCGAAAUUAUAAUGUAAAUGUGAACACUUAACGGUGUAUUGAAGUAAAAAUGAAAUGUUAUUCUAAAAGUCAAAGAACAGAAACAAAAAGA